UCACUCCCAGCGCAGUGUGUCCAGCCUCUCUCUCGCUCAUUGCGCGCUGCGGACUCCAAAGGCGGUGAAGUUUAUCACGUAUUCUUUUAUCGCAGGGCUUCAGAGGAAGCCGCCUCAUGAGGAAGUGUGAACGGUGAAAAGGCGAAAGGUCAGAGGUCAGGAUGACGACAGUAGCCGCAGAAUACGAGCACAUGGACAUCCAGCAGCAAUACCAGGACAGUGUCAACAACCGCUGGGAGGACGAAUGGGACAAUGAGAACAGCUCGGCCCGAUUAUUCGAGCGCUCGCGCAUCAAGGCUCUGGCAGACGAGCGAGAGGCCGUGCAGAAGAAGACCUUCACCAAAUGGGUGAACUCACACCUGUCUCGCGUGUCGUGCCGGAUCACGGAUCUCUACAUGGUUACACCCAAGCCGACGAAGGGCCGCAUGCGAAUCCACUGUCUGGAGAACGUGGACAAGGCCCUGCAGUUCCUCAAGGAGCAGCGCGUGCAUCUGGAGAACAUGGGGUCACAUGAUAUCGUGGACGGAAACCACCGACUCACGCUCGGACUCAUCUGGACCAUCAUCCUCCGCUUCCAGGUGCUCGACAACGCCAUUGAGACGGAGAAGAUGAUCGAGAAAUAUGAAUCUCUGGCGUCUGAUCUGCUGGAGUGGAUUGAACAAACCAUCAUCAUCCUCAACAACCGCAAGUUUGCAAACUCUCUGGUUGGAGUCCAGCAGCAGCUGCAGGCCUUCAACACUUACAGGACCGUGGAGAAACCACCCAAAUUCACUGAGAAAGGCAACCUGGAAGUGCUUCUGUUCACCAUACAGAGCAAGAUGAGGGCCAAUAACCAGAAAGUGUACAUGCCACGAGAGGGCAAACUCAUCUCAGACAUCAACAAGGCGUGGGAGCGUCUGGAGAAGGCGGAGCACGAGCGUGAGCUGGCGCUGAGGACCGAGCUGAUUCGACAGGAGAAGCUGGAGCAGCUCGCCAGACGCUUCGACCGCAAGGCUGCCAUGAGAGAGACCUGGCUGAGCGAGAACCAGCGCCUCGUUUCCCAGGACAAUUUCGGAUUCGACCUCCAGGCGGUCGAGGCAGCUACCAAAAAACACGAAGCCAUUGAGACGGACAUCGCGGCGUACGAGGAGCGCGUGCUGGCGGUGGUGGCCGUGGCCAGAGAGCUGGAGACAGAGAACUACCACGACAUCAAGCGCAUCGCCGCGCGCAAAGACAACGUGCUGCGUCUGUGGGAGUAUCUGCUGGAGCUGCUCAAAGCGCGCAGACAGCGGCUGGAGAUGAACCUCGGCCUGCAGCGCGUCUUCCAGGAGAUGCUCUACAUCAUGGACUGGAUGGACGAGAUGAAGAUGCUGCUGCUGUCUCAGGAUUACGGGAAGCAUUUGCUGGGAGUGGAGGAUCUGCUGCAGAAGCACGCUCUGGUGGAGGCCGACAUCGGCAUACAGGCCGACCGCGUCAAAGCCGUCAACGCCAACGCACAGAAGCUUGCCGUGGAUGAGGAGGGUAAGAAGAGCUCUCUGUUCACCGCAAAUCCAAUAGAAGCACAUCUUAGCUUGACUGUUUUUGCGUCCUCUGCUCAGCUGUCCCUGUGGAUCAAUGAGAAGAUGCUGACAGCACAGGACAUGUCCUACGAUGAAGCUCGCAACCUGCACAGCAAAUGGCUCAAACACCAGGCCUUCAUGGCCGAACUGCAGUCCAACAAAGAAUGGCUGGACAAAAUCGAGAAGGAAGGGACGCAGCUUGUUUCGGAGAAGCCAGAGACAGAAGCCAUAGUGAAGGAGAAGCUGGCCACGUUGCAGAAGAUGUGGACCGAACUGGAAACUACGACUCAGACUAAAGCCCAGUGUCUGUUUGAUGCCAACAAGGCCGAACUCUUCACGCAGAGCUGCGCCGAUCUGGACAAGUGGCUGGUGGGUCUGGAGGGUCAGAUCCAAUCGGACGACUACGGCAAAGAUCUGACCAGCGUCAGCAUCCUGAUGAAGAAACAACAGAUGCUGGAGAACCAGGUGGAGGUGCGUCAGAGGGAGGUGGAGGAGCUCCAGUACAUAAUUAAAAACAGGUUUUCCACACACACACUUACUCAAACGUCCUUUAAUCCACAGACAUUACAGAAGGAGAUCCAGGGCCAUCAGCCGCGCUGCGACGACAUCUUCGAGCGCAGCCAGAGCAUCCUGAAGGCCGACAGUCCCAACGUGGAAGCCAUCCAAGCCCGUCUGUCCGACCUGCAGCAGCUGUGGAGCCUGAUCAUCCAGGAGACGGAGAAACGGCACGCCAGACUCGAGGAGGCCCACAAGGCCCAGCAGUACUACUUUGACGCAGCUGAAGCUGAAGCCUGGAUGAGCGAGCAGGAGCUCUACAUGAUGUCUGAAGAGAAGGCCAAGGAUGAGCAGAGCUCAGUGGCCAUGCUGAAGAAACACCAGAUCUUGGAGCAGGCGGUGGAGGACUAUGCUGAAAACGUGCACCAACUGUCCAAGACGAGCCGAGGCCUGGUGGCCGCAAACCACCCCGAGAGUGAGAGGAUCGGCAUGCGUCAGUCACAGGUGGAUAAGCUGUACGCCGGACUGAAGGACCUAUCAGAGGAGAGGAGAGGCAAACUGGAGGAGCGCUUCCGCCUCUUCCAGCUCAACCGGGAAGUGGACGAUCUGGAGCAGUGGAUCGCCGAGAGAGAGGUGGUGGCUGGAUCUCACGAGCUCGGACAAGACUACGAACACGUCACGAUGUUGCAGGAGCGCUUCCGAGAGUUUGCUCGCGACACGGGAAACAUCGGUCAGGAGCGUGUGGACGGCGUGAACCGCAUGGCUGACGAGCUCAUAAACGCAGGGCACACUGACGCGGCGACUGUUGCCGAGUGGAAGGACGGUCUGAACGAGGCCUGGGCCGAUCUGCUGGAGCUCAUCGACACACGCACGCAGAUUCUUGCCGCGUCCUACGAGCUGCACAAGUUCUACCACGACGCCAAGGAGAUUCUGGGCCGCAUCCUGGACAAGCACAAGAAGCUUCCAGAAGAGCUGGGCCGAGACCAGAACACAGUGGAAACUUUGCAGAGGAUGCACACCACGUUUGAACACGACAUUCAAGCUCUCGGGACGCAGGUCAGGCAGCUGCAGGAGGACGCCGUGCGCCUGCAGUCAGCGUAUGCUGGAGACAAAGCGGACGACAUCCAGCGGCGUGAGGGAGAGGUGCUGGAGGCCUGGAGGAGUCUGCUGGAGGCCUGCGAGGGCCGAAGGGCCCGACUGCUCGACACCGGAGACAAGUUCCGCUUCUUCAGUAUGGUGCGGGACCUCAUGCUCUGGAUGGAGGACGUCAUCCGCCUCAUCGAGACGCAGGAGAAGCCCAGGGACGUGUCGUCUGUCGAGCUUCUCAUGAACAACCACCAGGGUAUCAAGGCUGAAAUCGAUGCCCGUAACGACAGUUUCACGACCUGCAUCGAGCUGGGCAAGUCUCUCCUGGCACGGAAACACUAUGCAUCAGAGGAGAUCAAAGAGAAGUUGUUGCAGUUGACGGACAAGAGGAAAGAUAUGAUUGACAAGUGGGAGGACAGAUGGGAGUGGCUUAGACUGAUUUUGGAAGUGCACCAGUUUUCACGUGACGCCGGCGUGGCAGAGGCGUGGCUGCUGGGACAGGAGCCGUACCUGUCUGGCAGAGAGAUGGGACAGAGUGUGGACGAGGUGGAGAAGCUGAUCAAACGUCACGAAGCCUUCGAGAAAUCGGCCGCUACUGUGUGUGGGUGUGUGUGUGUGUGUGCUCACAGAGAAGGAGAGCAGAUUGCCCAGAACGGACUGCCAUCAGACCAGGACUCUCCACGGGAUGGAGUGGAGGGCGAGAUGAACGGAGUGGCUGAGAGGAGCUCGAAGGAGCCGAGUCCCAUCCCGUCUCCGAGCGCAGACAGACGGGCCAAAGGCAGUCAGUCAGCCACACUGCCGGCGAAGGGUCAGGAGACGACGUCUGCGCAGCUGGAGGGAUUCCUGCACCGCAAACACGAGUGGGAGGGACACAACAAGAAAGCCUCCAGCAGAUCCUGGCAUAACGUGUACUGCGUCAUCAAUAACCACGAGAUGGGCUUCUACAAAGACAACAAGAGCGCGGCGCAGGGCGUCCCGUACCACAGCGAGAUCCCCAUCAGCCUGAAGGACGCCGUCUGCGAGGUGGCCGUCGACUACAAGAAGAAGAAGCACGUCUUCAAGCUCAGAGUUACUGAUGGAAAUGAGUAUCUCUUCCAAGCCAAAGAUGAUGAGGAGAUGAACACAUGGAUCCAGGCCAUUCAGAACGCCGGCAGCGGCUCCUCGUCCUCUGAGAAGUCAGAGAUCACGCCUAGCAACCAGAGCCCCCCCGCCUCCAGCCGCGCCCACACGCUCCCGGCAACCGUCACCCUGACGACCGAAUCCAGCCCCGGCAAGCGCGAGAAGGACAAGGAGAAGCGCUUCAGUCUCUUCAGCAAGAAGAAGCAGUAGACAACCGAAACAUUCGAUUCGCUCAUUCCCUCGAUUCUUUUACGACUUUCCGUUUGUGUCCGCCCACCUCCUCCAGUGAUAUCCCAGCAUGCAAAGCUCAUAAAGACGCCACAAUCUGUGCCUGAAAGCCCGCGAAUUGGGUCCAAAGUUGUACAAAACGCAAGGAAAAUCAAGAGUGUGUCGCGAUUCGGGAACGUCGGCGAUUCGAAUGCGUUUUUUUUACGCUCUUCCGUUUCUAUCGUGGUUGAUUUCGAAUUCUGACUAUUGCUAA
Molecule: messenger RNA, 4719 nt
Organism: Sinocyclocheilus rhinocerous
Lineage: Eukaryota; Metazoa; Chordata; Actinopteri; Cypriniformes; Cyprinidae
Product: spectrin beta chain, non-erythrocytic 1-like
Exons: 25
Coding region: 162-4448 (1428 amino acids)
Molecular function (GO): protein binding; phospholipid binding
Source: RefSeq, a predicted model, not a curated record